AUGAAAGGAAUAUAUUCUUCAAUUGAAUGUGAAAACUUAAUUUUCGAUGUGGAAUUUCAUCCCAAAUUAGAUAUGAUAUGUGCAGGUUUAUUUAAUGGAUAUUUGAUAUUAUAUAAUUUAAAUGAAGAAAAAAAAAAAUUUAAAAAAAAAUGGGACGUACAUAAUCAUGAGAAAGCAGUUAGAUGCGUUUCAUUUUCAAAAAAUGGAAACAAAAUUUUAGCUGCAUCUUCAGAUAAUAAUUGUUCACUAACAGAUAUUACAGGAAAAGUUUUAUGGAAAAAUAAGUGUCAUAAUUAUACAAUGAAUUCAAUUUUAUUUACUAGCCUAAAUACUUUUUUGACAGCCGAUGAAAGAGGAUUUAUAAAACACUGGGAUUUAAGAAAUCAAUCAAAAAAUCCUAUACAUGAGAUAAAGGAAUUUGAUGAUACUAUAUCAAGUAUGUUGCUUGAUCAUGAUGAAAAAUCUAUUGUAGUUACAAGUGGGGGGUUUAUAGCUCUUUUUGAUAUUCUAAAUAAAAAAAAAAUUUCCUCGCAUAGCAUUUCAACAGAAUAUGAUGAUGAAUUUUUAUGUUCAAAACUUAUGGCAUAUAAUUCCAAAAUAGUAUGUACAACAAUAAAUGGCUAUAUUACUAUUUUUUCUAAACAACAUUGGGGAAACAUUGAAGGAAAAUUAAAAGCUAGUAAAGAUAUAAUAAAUACUUUUGUUAAAUUAGAUGAAUAUACCAUUUGUUAUGGAACAUCAGAUGGAAUGAUAAAAGCUGCUCAUCUUUUGCCAAAUAAAAUUGGUGAAAAUAUAGGUAGACAUAAUGGAGACGAAAGCAUUGAAAAAUUGGCUAUUAAUAAAAAGAAAAAUUUAUUAGCAAGUGUAUCACAUGAUUAUUCUAUUAAAUUUUAUCCAAUUGAAAUAAAAAAUUCACAUGUAUCAAAUAAGAUGAAAAAGAGAACAAAAUCUUUUUUUCGUGAUUUAUAA
Messenger RNA from Plasmodium relictum, 969 nucleotides. RefSeq names its product nucleolar Jumonji domain interacting protein, putative. The transcript has a single exon. The coding region runs from base 1 to 969 and encodes 322 amino acids. Gene Ontology annotation, molecular function: protein binding. Lineage: Eukaryota; Apicomplexa; Aconoidasida; Haemosporida; Plasmodiidae. The record is from RefSeq and is a predicted model, not a curated record.